AUGCCUUCCACCGUCACCUUCUCCGCUGAUACAGCGCCCAAAUCACCAACCAACUCCAUCUACACUCGUCCUCAGAAGAAACAGAAGAUGAGCAUCACUCAAACUUAUUUCCUGGCGCACAGUGCCCGUGGUAAGCUCUCCAAGGAGGCGGCCCGGCCUGACCACGAUCUCCGCCUCUUGGUGGGACACGCCAACAUGCUCGACUCUCUGAUGCUUGAUUUGGCCAAUGCCGAACAAGAACAAGAACGGUGGUUCAACAACAUUGUCUCCGGAUCGGCAGGAGAGCAAGAGGAAGAGGAAACCAGACAUCGACAUGUCGAGACCAUCGUGGAAGAGCCUGAGGCCGAUUGGGAGCCCGAAGACGCACAGAGCACCGACGAGGAAUCUGAGGAUGAGGUCGAGGAGAAGCCAACCACCAAUGUCACCGCCGUUGAAGUUGAUUCCGACAUGGAAGACGACGAGGAGACAGAUGACGACCUCACUCUCACCCGAACUGCCUCUCGACAUUCCCCUCCUGAACUGAGCCUCGAUACGGACUCGGACUCAGAAGACGAACAAAUACCGCCUUCACCCCCCACCAAUACAUUAGAAGUCCUCAGUGAAAAGCAACGUCAGGCCAUCGCCACUACUUCCUUCUACGAUGCUAAGGACAACACCUCGUUAUCGCAUGCAGAGUCAGAAGCCUUCGAACAAGAAGGCUUCUACCUGCCGUCAAGGCAACAGCCAACCAUAAUCGCUGCCUAUUGA
Messenger RNA from Rhinocladiella mackenziei CBS 650.93, 747 nucleotides. RefSeq lists its product as uncharacterized. Lineage: Eukaryota; Fungi; Ascomycota; Eurotiomycetes; Chaetothyriales; Herpotrichiellaceae. The coding region runs from base 1 to 747 and encodes 248 amino acids. The transcript has a single exon. The record is from RefSeq and is a predicted model, not a curated record.